AUGUCCACAGUCACACGAUUCGACGUCCCAUCAAUAUUAGCUGGGCUCUGGGAAUCAAUUCUGCGAGCGGUGCCGAAAAAGAAGACAUCACAUAGGAAAAAGCGUCAACGAUUCAUGGCUGGGAAGGCUUUGAAAGAUGUGACUGCCCUGAAUAAGUGCUCGGCUUGUGGUAAUGUCAAGAGAGCGCAUCUGCUGUGUCCGUUUUGCGUCAAUGAGAUCAGAGAUAUGUGGGGUGAGAAGGGAUCCGAAGGGUCUAAAGAGACGACAGCAACGGUGGACGCAUGA
Molecule: messenger RNA, 285 nt
Organism: Letharia columbiana
Lineage: Eukaryota; Fungi; Ascomycota; Lecanoromycetes; Lecanorales; Parmeliaceae
Exons: 2
Coding region: 1-285 (94 amino acids)
Biological process (GO): translation
Cellular component (GO): mitochondrial large ribosomal subunit
Molecular function (GO): structural constituent of ribosome
Source: RefSeq, a predicted model, not a curated record